Molecule: messenger RNA, 1631 nt
Organism: Physella acuta
Lineage: Eukaryota; Metazoa; Mollusca; Gastropoda; Physidae
Product: alpha-amylase-like
Biological process (GO): carbohydrate metabolic process
Molecular function (GO): cation binding; alpha-amylase activity
Source: RefSeq, a predicted model, not a curated record
AUUUCAGUUGUCAGGAGUUUGUGUAACGUGUGACAUUGAGUCGAGCGAAAUGUUUCUGUCAGUGUUUGGUGUGGUCGCUCUCAUAUCCCAAGCCCUCGCGGCUUACACAGACCCCCACUGUGUAGGUGGUCGUGACGGCAUCGUUCACCUGUUUGAGUGGAAAUGGAGCGACAUUGCUGCCGAGUGUGAGAGGUUUCUGGGUCCCUAUGGUUUUUGUGCUGUCCAGACCUCACCAGCCAACGAGAACAGGGUCGUGACCAACCCCAACCGCCCCUGGUGGGAGAGGUACCAGCCGGUCAGCUACAAGCUACAAACCAGGAGCGGCAGCGAGGCGGAGUUCCGGAGUAUGGUGCAGAGGUGCAACAACGCUGGGGUCAGGAUCUACGUGGACGUGGUCAUCAAUCACAUGACAGGUGCUGGAGGCACCGGACACGGAACCGGCGGAUCCAAUUACGACGCCGGAGCUCUUCAGUUCCCGGGUGUUCCCUUCGGACCGACGGAUUUUAACGACGGCAGCGACUGUCAUACCAGCGACAUGAACAUUCAUAACUACAACAACCCGGAGGAAGUCAGAAACUGUCGUCUGGUCAGCCUCCUGGAUCUGAAGAUGAGCAAAGAUUACGUGCGCACCAAGGUGGCUGAUUACCUGAACCAUCUCAUCGACCUGGGCGUGGCCGGGUUCAGGGUGGACGCGGCCAAACAUAUGUGGCCAGGGGAUAUUGUGGCCGUUUUCUCAAAGGUCAAGUCUGUGACCAUGGGAGGUCAGCCAUUUGUCUAUCAAGAGGUCAUCGAUCAAGGAGGGGAGGCGAUCAAAGCGGAGGAAUAUUUUGCCACAGGACGAGUAACAAACUUCAAAUACGGUCUAGAGUUGGCUCGUGUGUUUAGGCGCCAAAACCCGAUGAAGUACCUCAGCAACUUCGGUGUGGGGUGGGGCAUGUGGGCCACCGACAAGGUGGUCAACUUCAUCGAUAACCAUGACAACCAGAGAGGCCAUGGUGGAGGCGGUGGUGUCCUCACCCAUUGGGAGCCCAGGCCAUACAAGCUGGCCACGGCCUUUAUGUUGGCCCACCCCUACGGCAUGCCCCGUGUGAUGAGCAGCUACGAGUACAACAGGGCCAACGACUACGAGGGGCCACCACAUAACGGCGACAUGAGCAUCAAGACGGUCACACUAAGUGGCAUGACAUGCACCGGUGGAUGGAGCUGUGAGCACAGGUGGCGCCAGAUCUACAACAUGGUUGCCUUCCGUAACAUGGCCAGAGGCACCGGGGUCAACAACUGGUGGUCAGGCUCCGACUACCAGAUCGCCUUCUCCAGGGGGAAUAAGGCGUUUAUCGCCCUUAAUCUCGAGUCCCAUGACAUCAACACUAAUUUACAGACUGGCCUGCCUGCUGGUACCUACUGUGACGUAAUCAGCGGUAACUACGAGAACGGCCACUGCACAGGUAGCUCAGUGACGGUCAGUGCUGACGGCCACGCCCACAUCCAGGUGUGUUCCAACUGUGAGGACCCCAUGGUGGCCAUUCACGUCGGUGCCAAGGUCGGCUCCCCUGCUCACAGAUUCUAGACGCAAUUAUUCCAAAUCAUUUUGUUUAAUCAAUUAUAAAAUAAAAGGGAUACAGCCACUACAA